Rhinichthys klamathensis goyatoka is the source of this 3578-nucleotide messenger RNA. RefSeq names its product transient receptor potential cation channel, subfamily C, member 4a (gene trpc4a). Gene Ontology annotation, molecular function: protein binding; store-operated calcium channel activity; inositol 1,4,5 trisphosphate binding. The transcript is spliced from 11 exons. Gene Ontology annotation, cellular component: membrane; cation channel complex. Lineage: Eukaryota; Metazoa; Chordata; Actinopteri; Cypriniformes; Leuciscidae. Bases 396 to 3200 code for a protein of 934 amino acids. The record is from RefSeq and is a predicted model, not a curated record. Gene Ontology annotation, biological process: regulation of cytosolic calcium ion concentration; calcium ion transmembrane transport; manganese ion transport.
AAUAACUCUUACCGAAAGAUGAGAAAGCGUCACAGCAAACUGCGAUGAAACCUAUGGGAAUCGAAUGUGCAAGAUGACAAAUGAUCAAAGAUCUCACACGUGCACUUUCUGGAGAUAACAAAAAUGUUUUGCUUUGGGAAACUCUGCAGAUUAUCUCCAUCUUGAAUGCGAAAAGAGAGGAUCAUUGAGCCUUGCUACAUGUACAAAUGGAUAUUAUUUUACCGCUUUCUGUUCCUACCGAUGCGCAUUUUCGCGCUUUUCCUCAGUGGAGGCGGUUGGAGUGCGACGGGUUUUCCUCGCGCUGGGCACCUGUUGUAUGUUAGUUAGACGAAUCAGUCACGAGUCAGUGCAACAUCCAAAAAACAACAGUCGUCUCACAUGAAGGCAUUGCAGCAAUGUCACAGCUCUACUUACGCAGAACGGACAACUUAGGGUUCAGAGACCGGAUCCCGCUGCAGAUAGUUCGAGCCGAGUCGGAGCUGUCACCGCUGGAGAAGGCCUACCUGUGCGCUGUGGAGAAAGGUGACUACGCCAGCGUCAAACAAUCGCUGAUAGAAGCCGAGAUCUACUUCAAAAUCAACAUCAACUGCAUCGACCCUCUGGGGCGGACGGCUCUGUUAAUUGCCAUUGAGAAUGAGAAUCUGGACAUCGUCGAGUUGCUGCUCAGCUUUGGCGUGUACGUGGGGGAUGCGCUCUUACACGCCAUACGAAAGGAGGUGGUGGGGGCUGUGGAGUUGCUUUUGAAUCAUAAAAAGUCCAGCGGGGGCAUGCAGGUGCCCCCUAUCCUGUUGGAUAAACAAUUCUCCGAUUUUACCCCUGACAUAACGCCCAUUAUUUUGGCCGCACACACCAACAACUAUGAGAUCAUCAAGAUGCUGGUUCAAAAGGGGGUGUCCGUUCCCCAGCCCCACCAGGUGCGUUGCAACUGCAUGGAAUGCGUGUCCGGCUCAGACGUGGACAGCCUGCGACAUUCCAGAUCCCGUCUCAACAUCUACCGGGCUCUGGCCAGUCCUUCGCUGGUCGCCCUAUCCAGCGAGGACCCCUUCCUGACGGCCUUUCAGCUUAGCUGGGAGCUCCAGGAGCUCAGCAAGGUGGAGAAUGAAUUCAAGUCAGAGUACGAAGAGCUUUCCCAGCAGUGCAAGCAGUUUGCCAAAGAUAUGCUCGACCAGACGCGCAGCUCCAGAGAGCUUGAGUUGAUUCUGAACUACAAGGAUGAUAUCAAUUUCCUGGAGGAGGAAGGGAGUAAUGAUCUAGCCAGGCUGAAACUGGCUAUCAAGUACCAUCAGAAAGAGUUUGUAGCACAGCCAAACUGUCAGCAGCUGCUCGCAACUCGCUGGUACGAUGAGUUCCCAGGCUGGAGACGCCGCCACUGGGCCAGCAAGUCUGUCACCUGUAUGUUCAUCGGAUUCCUCUUCCCCUUCUUUUCGCUGUUCUACUUGAUCGCCCCCAAGAGCCACUACGGCCUGUUCAUCCGAAAACCCUUCAUCAAGUUUAUAUGCCACACUGCUUCUUAUCUGACCUUCCUCUUUCUCCUGCUGUUGGCCUCCCAACAUGUGGAUCACAACAGGAAUACCACUAUGAAUGACAAUAUGAAUCCCACUAAGCAGGCCCCAAAGCCCACCGUUACCACUGUGGAAUGGAUGAUUCUACCCUGGAUUUUAGGCUUUGUAUGGGCUGAGAUCAAACAAAUGUGGGACGGUGGCUUUCAGGAUUACAUUCAUGACUGGUGGAACCUCAUGGACUUUGUCAUGAAUUCUCUGUAUCUGGCCACUAUCUCAUUGAAGAUUGUCGCUCACGUUAGGGACUCUGGCAACCAGCCCCGGGAAAAUUGGGUGAUGUGGCACCCUACCUUGGUGGGCGAGGCCUUGUUCGCCAUUGCUAAUAUAUUUAGCUCCCUACGACUGAUUUCACUCUUCACAGCCAACUCCCACCUGGGCCCUCUUCAGAUCUCCCUUGGCCGAAUGCUUCUGGACAUCCUCAAAUUUCUCUUCAUUUACUGCCUGGUGCUGCUCGCCUUUGCAAAUGGACUCAAUCAACUGUAUUUCUAUUAUGAUGAUAGCCCUACUCCACAAAAAAACGCCACAUGCAAGGGUAUCCGCUGCCCAGACCAGAACAAUGCAUUCACCACUAUGUUUGAGACACUGCAGUCAUUGUUCUGGUCCAUAUUUGGUCUUGUUCAACUGCACGUGACCAAUGUUGAACCCAAACACGAGUUCACAGAGUUUGUUGGAGCCACAAUGUUUGGGACCUACAACAUAAUCUCCCUGGUGGUGCUUCUUAAUAUGCUUAUUGCUAUGAUGAAUAAUUCCUACCAACAUAUUGCUGACCAUGCUGAUAUUGAGUGGAAGUUUGCCAGAACUAAACUUUGGAUGAGCUACUUCGAAGAGGGUGGAACACUGCCUCCUCCCUUCAACAUCAUCCCCAGUCCAAAAUCAACGUGGUACCUCAUCAGAUGGAUCAAGAGCAACUGCUUCAAAGCUAAUCACAAAAAAAGAACAGAGACGCUUGGAUCACUUGGGAUUCGAGCUGCUGAAAAUGUACGCACAAACCGCCAGUACCAGGAGGUACUUAGAAACCUGGUUAAGCGGUAUGUGGCAGCAAUGAUCAGGGAUGCCAAAAAAGAAGAGGGACUAACGGAAGAGAACUUUAAGGAACUUAAACAGGACAUCUCAAGCUUCCGGUAUGAGGUGAUGGGAAUGAUGAAGGGCACUAAGAUUGGCACGUCGACCUCAAAAGGGAGCGCAGGAGCCUCAAGCCUAGUGCAUCCUGAUAACCCUUUGAAGAGCAAUUCUGCUUCAGCUGGAAGUCAACUGAAGGGCAAAAUGAGACUGAAGAGUGUCACCACCUCUAUGAUCCAGGAGGGCGCACCCAAAGCCAAUGUCUGGAAGCCUGGCGGCUGUAGUGGCCUAGCGGGUGGUUCUGUCCCAAACAAGACUGUUGGCCAUCAAAUGAACUGCAAAGGGCCAAACAACCCGGGAGCGAUUUACUCCGUGUCAGAGGAAGCUGGUGAAUCCGAAGAACAGGACGAUGGCGAACAGGGAGGAAACCUCAAUUUCAAUGCAGGAAAGAAGCAAAACAAAGAAACAGAGAGAGACAGAGUAAAUGAGACUGAGGAAGAGGACGAGGAAAUGGUAUACAUGCGUAAAAUGUGUGAGGAAGAAAUGAAUGAGGAAACCGGAUAUGAAGGAAGCAGAUUAUAACGGCAUUCAAACUCGGCAUUCAAAAGUGACGAUCACAUACCGAAUGCCGGAAAUCAAAGAGAAAGAUGCUGUUCUCCUGAACCAUUCGCUCUAUCUCAGGAGCAGCUGUGCUGACGGUCCAGUGCAGGGCGUUGCAUAUGUAUGAUACGAACAUCAAGUGUCAUUCUGGGUCUCAGGGAUGAUCGUCUCUUUUAGGAGAAUAAGAGGUCCAACGUUGUCUUUCACAGUGAUUCACACUCUGUCAAGUGUGUAAAUGCUCCUGUAGUUUCUCGCUGCUCUGCUCUCCUCUCCUCUCCGCUGAAUCAUAAAUGAAGGAGCAAUUACUGAGACCCUUUGCUAUUCAGACCUUUCAUUCUGCCUUACUCCGUUAGAUUUAGC